AUGCCGAAACGGAAGCGCUCCGACGAGGAGGAGAGUGUCGAGGAGGUCUUUGGGAAGUUCCGGACCGAGCUCAACCAUGCGCUGAAAAAGGCCAAGGGCUUCGAACGCCAGCGGCAAUCGAAGCGGCUGUACGAUGCAAAGGCCACGCCGGACAAAAAGCGGCGGGUCGAGAAUGAGAUUUUGGUGCUCAAGUCACUCAACCUCCAUCAGACAGCGCACGCACACUUUUGCUCGGCGUUGCUGCGCAUCAGAGCUGCGGCCGAAUCGCCAAAGCUCCCAGCCGAGAUCAAGGCCGGAGUCGCAAAGCCGAACCUGACAGAGGAGGAACAGACGACCCUGCACAACGUCACCAGUGCCCUGUACAGCCACAGCGACGUGCGCGCCGUGAUUGACCGAGCUAUCACGCAGAUCUGCAAAGCCCUCAACGUCCCAGUGCCGGAGAAGAAGGGCAAGGGCGGCAAAAAGCUAGCGGCAGCGCCCGUAGCAGCCACACCAGCAGCCAAAGAGGGACUUCCGGCAGAGAAGGCGAAGAAAGGGAAGAAAAAGAGCAAAGACAGCGUGCCAGAAAAUGCAGACCAAGCAGGUCAAAAGGAAGCGGGUAGGGAGGUUGACGAUGACGACGACGAGGCCACAGAGAUGGUUAUCUCGCAACUUGACAAUCUUUUAGGUGCUUCUUCGUCAGAGAGGGAUAGCAACACGGACGAGGAAGACACUACUAGAGCGCUAAUAAAGGGGGCGAGGCUACGUCGUCUCGCCACCAGGGAUCUCGACCCCAUGGAGAUAACAUCGAGCGAAGAAGAAGAGAGCGAGGACGAGGUGAACGACGACCUUGAUCUCGAUCCCAUGGAGGUUACAUCCGACGAAGGCGGAGAGGAGGACGACAGCAGUAGCGACGAAAUAGAGUUUAAGGGGUUCAGCCCUUUAGAUAUUGAGGACGAGGCAUCACAUGGAGAUGACGAAAGCAACUCCUCGUCUGAAGGCGAGGACGACGACGACGACGACGAUGAGGAGGAGGACGAGGACCCUAUACCCCGGCCACCGCCAGCAAAGAAGAAGAAGAAAGAGACAGCAACGGCAACAGAUUCGACCUUCCUACCGAGCUUGAUGGCAGGCUACAUCUCGGGCUCGGAAUCGGCGUCGGACAUUGACGUGGAACCGCGCAAGAACCGGCGCGGGCAGCGGGCGCGGCAGCAGAUCUGGGAGAAGAAGUUCAAGGCCGAGGCCAAGCACCUAAAGAAGAUGGCGCGAGACGACGGGUGGGAUUCCAAGCGCGGCGCUGUCGAGGCGGGCGAGGACGGCAAGCCAUGGAAGCGCGGGAUCCGCAACCCGCUGCUCGGCAGAGGGGGCCGCGGGGGCGCCGACAAGGCGCCGCCUCUGCCGCCGCCCAAGCCAAAGACGCGCGACGACACGGGGCCGCUGCAUCCCAGUUGGGAGGCUAAGAAGAAGCUUAAGCUGCUGCAGAAGGAUACCGCGCCUUACCAGGGCAAGAAGAUCACGUUCGAUUAG
This is a messenger RNA of Lasiosphaeria miniovina, 1506 nucleotides long. RefSeq names its product Bud-site selection protein. NCBI's taxonomy places the organism in Eukaryota, Fungi, Ascomycota, Sordariomycetes, Sordariales, Lasiosphaeriaceae. Gene Ontology annotation, biological process: maturation of SSU-rRNA. Gene Ontology annotation, cellular component: 90S preribosome; nucleus. The record is from RefSeq and is a predicted model, not a curated record. The transcript is spliced from 2 exons. Bases 1 to 1506 code for a protein of 501 amino acids.